UUAACCUCUACUACAAAUUUAAAUCAAUGUGUUUUGAAAGUGUGAGGUAAACGGUGUCCAACGUAUUUCAAAAUUUUAAAUUUAUUUAUUUGUCUUUAACUGAAAAUUUCUGGAAAAAUGUCAGCCCGAAAAAAGAAUAAAAAUAAAAUGAUAGGCAAAAGACAUCGUCAUGUAUUAGGAAAGGAAGAGAAAUAUCGUCAAGAAAGAGAUAAAUCUGACAAGGAAGAAUCAGAAUCGGAAGAAGAAUGGUCAGUACCCUUUCCCGUUGCUAUGUGGGAUUUAGAACAAUGCGAUCCCAAGAAAUGUACCGGUAGAAAAUUAUCUAGACAUGGAUUAAUAAAAACGUUAAGGUUAAAUACACGUUUUUCAGGUUUAGUACUCUCUCCGUCAGGCACAAAAUGCGUCAAUCCAAUGGAUCGCAAUAUUGUAAAAGAUUUUGGUUGUGCCGUUGUGGAUUGCAGUUGGGCUCGCAUAGAUACCACACCAAUUGGACAACUAAAGGCGCCAAAUCCUCGCCUUUUACCUUUCCUCGUUGCAGCUAAUCCAAUUAAUUAUGGGAAGGCGUGUCAAUUAAGUUGUGUAGAAGCGAUAGCUGCAACAUUGAUCAUAACAGGAUUUCCAGAUGUAGCUAAUUGUUAUUUAGAUAAGUUUUCCUGGGGCCAUUCUUUUCUUGAAUUGAAUAAGGAAUUGUUAGAAAGAUAUGCUACUUGUAAGGAUGCUAAGGAAAUUAUAGCUGUUCAAGAUGAUUUCAUUGAAAAAGCUAGACAAGAGAGAUUAGAUAGACAAGCACUACCUGAUUUUCCACCAACCGAUACAGAAUCCGAAGAGGAAGAGAAGGAGCAAAAAGAUGACGAUGUUAGUGAAAUUAACAAAAAACUACAAGAUGUAAAAACGUGAAUUUCAUUUAUGAAAAAACAUUUCUAUGUGGGAUAAAAUAGGCAUGACUGAUAUAUUUUACGAUAGUAGUUAACACUAUUUUAAUUUAUUUCUGAACAACCUUUAUUUAUUUUUAUUUAAUUUUGUUAUACAUAUGCGUCAUAUAAGAAGUAUAAGUUUUUUACUUGUGAAAGUCACAGUAGGAAAUAAUCCUAUAUAAUAUUGCAAUCUAUUGAGUUGAUACAUCAUAAUUUAACAAUUAUCAUAAAUAUUUUAUAGAAUCUUAUAAAUCAUAUUCAACCAAAAUUAUUCCUGAAUCUUUAUAAUGUGUAACUUGACUUUGUUUCUAAUUUUCUGAAUUUAUAUAAAUAAAGAUAAUAUUGGUAUUUUUAAACUGAAAAUUAAA
Polistes canadensis is the source of this 1282-nucleotide messenger RNA. Its product is annotated as ribosome biogenesis protein TSR3 homolog. The transcript is spliced from 4 exons. The record is from RefSeq and is a predicted model, not a curated record. Bases 118 to 897 code for a protein of 259 amino acids. Lineage: Eukaryota; Metazoa; Arthropoda; Insecta; Hymenoptera; Vespidae. Gene Ontology annotation, molecular function: rRNA small subunit aminocarboxypropyltransferase activity. Gene Ontology annotation, biological process: maturation of SSU-rRNA.